GUCACACACAGGACCAAGCAGGAGAAGGACCUCAGCAUUUUGACCCUUUAUUACAAAUGGAGAAACAUGAAGAUGUUCAAUACUGUUUUCAAGACGGAAACUCUUCUUGCAGAAAGGCUUUGCUAUUGACAUCUAUCUACAUAACACUGUACAUCUUCUUCUCAUUGAUUUCAGCAGUUACAGUAUUUUUGAACAUACUGGUGAUCAUCUCCAUCUCUCACUUCAAGCAGCUCCACACUCCAACCAACCUGCUCAUCCUUUCUCUGGCUGUGUCAGAUCUUCUGGUGGGACUGAUUGUGAUACCAGUAAUGACUGUAGCAAUAAUGGAAGCAUGCUGGGGUUUGGGGGAAUAUUUCUGUGCGUUUCAAUUCUACAUUGCUUUUUUAUGUACUUCUUUAUCUCUGGGUAAUUUGGUCUUGAUAUCUAUUGACCGUUAUGUUGCUGUGUCUGAUCCCUUAUUGUACCACUCUAAAAUAACAACAACAAGAAUGAUGUGUUGUAUAUCCAUUACCUGGUGUUGUUGUAUCAUAUACGAUGCUGCUAUUAUAAAAAACUUUGUAAAUGUACAUGUACCCAGUAGGUGUUUGACAGAAUGUUUUAUUGUUGAAGGGUCAAGCUGGGUUAAUAAUAUAAUUUACAUUGCAUUUACAAUGGUUGUCCCGUGCUCUAUUAUUAUAACACUUUAUAUGAAAAUCUUUGUGGUGGCCAGAUCACAGGCCAGAAAGGUGUUUUCUAAAGAGGCUGUCAGUGUGUCUGGUGUUAAAACUACAUCCAUCUACACAGCCAUCAGCAACGCAGCCAAGGAGUACAGCCUGCAGGUAUAUGAACCAGGUCCAGAACAUGUGAGUGUGGUGGUGAACAACCCUGUGUCUCUAACCUGUGACAUCCCUCUUCCUGCUAUCACCUGGCUGAACGAUGGAAACACAACAGAGCAGGAGACCGCAGCAGACACUUCAACCUCAACAUACUGGUUAUGA
Messenger RNA from Salmo salar (Atlantic salmon), 977 nucleotides. The record is from RefSeq and is a predicted model, not a curated record. Lineage: Eukaryota; Metazoa; Chordata; Actinopteri; Salmoniformes; Salmonidae.